Messenger RNA from Clarias gariepinus (North African catfish), 570 nucleotides. Its product is annotated as low affinity immunoglobulin epsilon Fc receptor-like. The coding region runs from base 1 to 570 and encodes 189 amino acids. NCBI's taxonomy places the organism in Eukaryota, Metazoa, Chordata, Actinopteri, Siluriformes, Clariidae. The transcript has 3 exons. The record is from RefSeq and is a predicted model, not a curated record.
AUGAGGCAGACUCAUAGCAAUUGCUCCAGAAACAAUAGGUCCUGGGUCUGGUCAGAUCAGUCUUGUGUCUCAUACUUCAACUGGGAUCAUGGAGAGCCAAACAACGCUGGGACUGAUAACUGUGUACAAAUCCAGAAAGACAGUAAUAAAUGGAAUGAUGCAGGCUGCAACUGGACUGACAAAUUUGUCUGCUAUAAAAAGCGAACUCCACUGAUCGUGAUUGAACAGGAGAAGACGUGGCGAGACGCCCUGAGGUUCUGCAGACAGAAUCAUGGCGACCUGGUUUCUGUUCAGUCACAGGAAAUGCAGAACAGGGUGGAAUUAGUCACUCAAAAUGUCUCCACUAAUGCAUCACUCAUAUGGGUUGGUCUGCGUCACACCUGCGCUCUGGGCUUCUGGUACUGGGUGACAGGAGAGACCAUCUGCUACCAAAACUGGGCUCCAGGUAACGGGACCGGAGUGGAAGACUGUGGUGAUGUGGAGAGAACCGGAGCGAUGCUGUCUGACAGUAAGGAGUGGAUUAGCCUGCCAGAGACUCAAACACUCCCCUUCAUCUGUGUCACCACCUAG